Molecule: messenger RNA, 2292 nt
Organism: Loxodonta africana (African savanna elephant)
Lineage: Eukaryota; Metazoa; Chordata; Mammalia; Proboscidea; Elephantidae
Gene: DIPK1A
Product: divergent protein kinase domain 1A
Exons: 5
Coding region: 104-1402 (432 amino acids)
Source: RefSeq, a predicted model, not a curated record
UUUUUUUCUUUUGCAGUUUAUUUGUUGAAGAAGCUGGGUUGUUUGUACUGCAGUUUCCCAAGGUCUGGAGUUUGCUGAUUGUAUCCUCAUAGUGUUACUUAAUAUGUUCCUCUGUCUCUUGUAUUUCCUGUCAGUUCGUAGUUGGAGCUUGAGACUUGAUCAGAUUCAGGCUCGCUUCUCAUACGUGCGGAUGAAAUACCUUUUCUUUUCCUGGUUGGUGGUUUUUGUUGGAAGUUGGAUUAUAUAUGUGCAAUAUUCUACCUAUACAGAGCUAUGCAGAGGAAAGGACUGUAAAAAAAUAAUAUGUGACAAGUACAAAACUGGAGUUAUCGAUGGGCCUGCUUGUAAUAGCCUUUGUGUUACAGAAACUCUUUACUUUGGAAAAUGCUUAUCAACCAAGCCCAACAAUCAGAUGUAUUUAGGGAUCUGGGAUAAUCUGCCAGGUGUUGUGAAAUGUCAAAUGGAACAAGCACUUCAUCUUGAUUUUGGAACUGAAUUGGAACCAAGAAAAGAAAUAGUUCUAUUUGAUAAGCCAACUAGGGGAACUACUGUACAGAAAUUCAAAGAAAUGGUCUACAGUCUUUUUAAAGCUAAGUUGGGUGAUCAAGGAAACCUCUCUGAACUGGUUAAUCUCGUCUUGACAGUAGCUGAUGGAGACAAGGAUGGCCAGGUUUCCUUGGGAGAAGCAAAGUCAGCAUGGGCACUUCUUCAAUUAAAUGAAUUUCUUCUCAUGGUAAUACUUCAAGAUAAAGAACAUACCCCCAAAUUAAUGGGAUUCUGUGGUGAUCUCUAUGUAAUGGAAAGCGUUGAAUAUACCUCUCUUUAUGGAAUAAGCCUUCCAUGGGUCAUUGAACUUUUUAUUCCAUCUGGAUUCAGAAGAAGCAUGGAUCAGUUGUUCACACCGUCAUGGCCUAGAAAGGCUAAAAUAGCCAUAGGACUUCUAGAAUUUGUGGAAGACGUUUUCCAUGGCCCAUAUGGAAACUUCCUCAUGUGUGACACUAGUGCCAAAAACUUAGGCUAUAAUGAUAAGUAUGAUUUGAAAAUGGUGGACAUGAGAAAAAUUGUGCCAGAGGCAAACCUGAAAGAACUUAUUAAGGACCGUCACUGUGAGACUGAUUUGGACUGUGUCUAUGGCACGGAUUGUAGAACUAGCUGCGAUCAGAGUACCAUGAAGUGUACUUCAGAAGUGAUACAGCCAAACUUGGCAAAAGCCUGUCAGCUACUCAAAGACUACCUGCUGCGUGGUGCUCCAAGUGAAAUUCGUGAAGAAUUAGAAAAGCAGCUUUAUUCUUGUAUUGCUCUCAAAGUCACAGCAAAUCAAAUGGAAAUGGAACAUUCUUUGAUACUAAAUAACCUAAAAACAUUACUGUGGAAGAAAAUUUCCUACACAAAUGACUCUUAGUUCAUUUAGACAUUGUUACCAUUCUAAGACACUUACUUCUAAAAAAGUUUUGAACAUUUAAAAAAAUGGCUUCUGAUUGAGUUCCCUGCCAGUUACUUACAUAGAACUCCUUUCCUCUGGGACUAGUGAAGCCAUCAUGUUAAAAUAAAUAUGGUGAUUACUAAAUGGCAGGUGUAGGAGUAACAGGUCCAAAAGAUUUCAUUCCUGCCCCCCUUUUUUAGAAGCUGUUAUAUUUCUCAGUGCAUCCACUGUGUAACUAAAAAAAAAAUGCUGUGAAAAUCCUCAUUUCAUAAACAUCAAGAGUAUUUUGUAGACUUAUAAUUGUUAGUCAAAAUACCAUUGAUGGAAACAUUGUUUGCACUGAAGCUGCUGUUUAAAAGACAAUUUAUACAUAAAAUUUACUAAUGUCUUAGCAUGGUAAAGUUUGCACAUUAACAGAAAUUAAGACUGCAAAGCAGGUAAGUUACCCUUUUUUAAACAGGUAAUAGCAUGGUUUGUUGUAUUAUAGACUUAUACAUACAUUUUUAACCUCAUUUUACACAUCAGUUGUUAUCUGUAGUUUCAGGAUGUUCCCCUAAGUGGCUCUUUAAGAGGCUCUUGUAAUUAAAAAUCCUUUACAAAAUAUUCUACAUGUCAACAUAUAAAUGCCAAUUUUUACAGCCAACACUGGGUAAGCUUUCAUGUAAUUCUCCUAAAGAAAUUCAAAGGAUCCAUCUUAGUACAAGUACCAGUGGAACCCUUCAAAACCUAAGGCCAUAGCCCCAAUCCAGACCCACAUAUCCUAAAUUUGAACUAUGGGGGAAAUCAGAUUUCUAUGAAAUAACAAUUUAUUUAGUAAAUAUUUUCCAUUUCCAAACAGUAUUUCCUAAUGGCCAAGAGGGCUAUUUAAG